AUGGAAGGGGGUAAUAAUAAAGGUAUAGAAAGGAAAGAAAAGGAAGUGAACAAUCAAGAGGUGAGUAAACAGAAAACAAAUGCAGUUAUUCCAACAAACAACAAGUUCAAUACUCUAGUGGACUUGGAGGAAAAUGAACAUAAUAGUGAGGAUGGUAAGGAGUACAAAAAGCAACAGGAAGCAAAAGCAAUUAGGGAAUCAGCAAAGACAUGGUUGGAAUCAUCUUUUGGAAAACAAGGAGGAAGUACUAGUGCCUUUAAACAACUAAGUGAUCAACAAACAAGUAUUGAGAAGGAACAGGAGCAAUGUAAGUCACAACACAAAGUCACUGAAAGGCAUAAGGGCAAUCAAAUGGAAGAGGAAACAAAAUCACAAGAUACAGAGAGAACCAUAAGUGAUGUACGAGAGGGUGUUAAUGAGGAGAGCAAAAAGAGGAGGAUAAGUCAAGAAUCAGCAGUGCAAGAGAUAGAGAAACUAAUAGAAAUUACUGAAACUGAGCAGCAAACAACAACAGAUCAACAAGUGGAAAAAGAAAAACCACCAGAUGAUGCACUGGACAAGUCCAAUGAAAUAGCCAAUGAAGUAAAAGAUACAGAGUCAUCUACACACAACCACAACAAUGAGAGAAGGUCAGAAAAUGAAGAUCAUGGAGACAACAAAAUGGGUGCAGAAGAACAAACAGAGCAACAAAAGAAGGAUAUUAUUAAAGAUGGGGAAUUUGGGGAAAAUACAGAUUCUAUAUCCUCAAAUGUGCCUGAAAAUAAGACCAAUGAUGAAGAAAGAACUGAUGAUAUAGGAGAUGAUGAUGAAGUGGAAAACAAUAGUAUCCCAAUCAGUCUAUCAGAGCAUAAUGCAGGGGAUGUUUCACCAAAACAGAUAACCAAAACAAAGAAAGAAGGGAGACAUCAUAAGCAAAACAGAGUUAAAAGUGUGCCACCUAAGGCAAUAGGAGGCGUACUUACAAGGAAAGCAUAUGCCAAAGGAAGUCUAUAA
Molecule: messenger RNA, 993 nt
Organism: Lycium barbarum (goji berry)
Lineage: Eukaryota; Viridiplantae; Streptophyta; Magnoliopsida; Solanales; Solanaceae
Exons: 1
Coding region: 1-993 (330 amino acids)
Source: RefSeq, a predicted model, not a curated record